GUGCAUUAACAUGGGUGAUGAGAAUGUUGCUGCUUCGUCUCAUUUUGGUUUGAUAUCUCAAGAGGACCAUCUCUGGUUCAGUUUCCUUGAACUAGAAGCUGCUUAUACUCAUAGCGUUCUGGAGGAUCCUUCUAUAUCACAGUGUGUGGAGACACCGCCUCAAAUCCAAAAUCAAAACCGAGUGGUCGCAGCAGAAAUGGAAUGCGAAUGUGAAUACGGUAGUGAAGCGCACCGAGCAGCCUCGUUGAGUAGGUUCCGUCAAAAGAGAAAACGACGAUGUUUUGCUAAUAAAAUAAGAUACAAGACACGCCAAGAAGCUACUCUAAGGGUACAUCGUAGUAAGAGCCAGUUUAUUUUAUCCAAAAUCCAUGAGUCAGAGCAAGAUGUCAUUCACUCCGAGAUAUUAUGCUGUAACUGUGGCAUUAGCUCAAAAUGCACCCCUAUGAUGCGGCGAGGGCCAUCUGGGCCAGCCUCACUUUGCAACGCUUGUGGCCUGUCUUGGGCAAACAGGGGUGUCUUCAAUUAUAAGAAAGCAAUCUAAUACAUGCAAAUGGUUAAGGGAGAAAAUAUAAGAGAUCUGAAUUAUAAGUAUCUGUUGGACAGAAUAGCUUGUGGGAUAGAAAUUUGUCUUCUGUUAGGUUAAUUGCAUAGGAUCGAUAUAUACAUUCUAUUAAAAGAUAAUUUACGUAUAAUAAGAAAUUAUUAAUAAAUUUAUUUUAUGAGUUUUAGUUGUAGAUAUGCAACUCGUGUAAUUAAGAAAUUAUACAUUAAAAGAUUGUGAAAAUAUUCAG
This is a messenger RNA of Vigna radiata var. radiata (mung bean), 791 nucleotides long. RefSeq names its product GATA transcription factor 25. The transcript is spliced from 6 exons. Gene Ontology annotation, biological process: regulation of DNA-templated transcription. Gene Ontology annotation, molecular function: zinc ion binding; sequence-specific DNA binding; protein binding. Lineage: Eukaryota; Viridiplantae; Streptophyta; Magnoliopsida; Fabales; Fabaceae. The coding region runs from base 11 to 541 and encodes 176 amino acids. The record is from RefSeq and is a predicted model, not a curated record.